Talaromyces marneffei is the source of this 4248-nucleotide messenger RNA. RefSeq lists its product as uncharacterized. Gene Ontology annotation, molecular function: inositol hexakisphosphate kinase activity. NCBI's taxonomy places the organism in Eukaryota, Fungi, Ascomycota, Eurotiomycetes, Eurotiales, Trichocomaceae. Gene Ontology annotation, cellular component: nucleus; cytoplasm. The record is from RefSeq and is a predicted model, not a curated record. Gene Ontology annotation, biological process: inositol phosphate biosynthetic process; phosphatidylinositol phosphate biosynthetic process. The transcript has 2 exons. Bases 1 to 4248 code for a protein of 1415 amino acids.
AUGUCCAGACCUGGUUCCGCGACAGGUCAUGCCCCGCCUGGCCUGCCGGUGACGCCUACGACCUCGACUUCGACUACCCAGGAUGUUUUCUCGAACAGGGAAAGUCCCGGUGAUCGUGGCCCCAGCCCUAGCUUUGCGCACCUCGUCCAUCCCCGGCCCGAGUUCGAGCACGAGCGCCACCAGCGAAUCCCAAUGGACAGGAACACGUCGCAUACUAAUUCUCUUGUCAAUACCAAUCAUGGCCCUGCCAACCCUCACCCUACUCCGACCGUAUUCUCUCUCGGACGGGGCGGCACAAAAACCUUACCACCUCCAUCAAACGUCGCUCUGAGAAGAUCUAGCACUACUCCUCCCGAGCAGUUGCGAUCUUCUCGUGCAAUUUCCUCGACACAUUCGGACGCAAGGCCCUUCCGCUCGCAGACUCCCCAACUCUCAGAGAGGGACAGCAUCUUCGCAACUCACUAUCUCCCGUCCGACACCAACGAUGCUGUCACUUCCUCUCCUCCCUCGUCGCUUUCUAUUCAAGAACAUCGUCAUGUUGAUCAGGGUUCGAUAGGACUAACAAAGUCUGGUGACACCCCUUCGUCCUCGACAGUGCCUGUACCUGUAUUGUCGAACCCAUUUGAAGGCCGGUCUACUGUCGGCGGAUCUGGAUCUAUCAACAACGAUCCGCCGCCUCGUACUGUCACCAAGGACGACGCUUCGUCACCUAGGAAAUAUAUGUCACGCCCAUCUGUUUUUCGCCGUGCUUCUGAUCUGCUCCUUCAAGCUCCUUCCGUGCCAUUGACCGGCUCGCAUGUCGGUUGGGUUAAACAGCAAGAGACUGUAGAAAGUUCAAAGGUUGCCGGUACCCAUCGUAUUGCGAUCCGAGAAACCUUUCAUCCCUUAAGAAAGAUUGCAUCAGAAGGCCCCGAUAUUGAGAGCCCUAUCUCGCCUGAUCACGAUCAUCCUUUCCAUACCUCCUCCACUUCUGGCGAAUCUCGUUCUCAUAUCAACGACCCGCCCAUGUUGCACCCUCCUCUAACUAAUCACGACAUUGCACUGGCCGAUUCAUGGCAGAAUGCACGACAUAUGCGGAACAGAGAUGGGAUGGUGGAUGUUACUUGGGAUGGAGAUACUAGCCAGAAUUCCAGUCGCGGCCGUGGCGCUCGGGUGGAAGAAUCAAUCGAAGCUAACUUGACGAACCCUGAGCCUGCUGCUAACGUGCGAAGCCGCAAGUCUAGUCAUUAUUUAGGUUUGUUCAAAGAGAAUACCACCUCACCGGAUCGCAAGAGGCGCGAGGGCAGAGACCGGCCUACGGAAUAUACACGAAUCGUUGAAAAUCUUAAAGAAGAUAUAGCUGGCGAGGAUCAGAAUUCCCAAUCUACACCCCGACAAAGUCAUGCCGUUCUACACAGGCUGCAACCCCAGAACGAAAAUGACUCCGAGCGUGCUGAAUCCCACAAAGACGAAUCUACCCCACUAUCUGCGCAGGCGGAACGAGUAGUCUCUGGCGAUGUGGAGUUGUCACCUCAUCCUAUUCGAACUAUACCCCGAAGUUUGUCAGAAGAAAUACGUAAUUUCCAUUUGACAUCUGGCGGUACACGUGAUCGUUCCUUCUCCCCCAGCAUCCCCACUCUAUACGCAGAAAAGAUUCGAAAUGAAGCUCGUGACAGAAUCGAGCCUUCGUCGUCCGUCGAGGAGGAUAGGAUCCCAUCUCGCGAGGUCCGGACUCCGGAUAUCGCACCGGAGGACGAGGAGGAUGAGCAUAUAUCGUCUGCCUUGUAUUUCCCUCAUGAGGUCGCUCCUGCUGAGGAAGAGCAGCCAUUUUCGGCAUACCGACAUGAGGAGGAGGAUUAUGAUCGCCUAAGACCGACUGUCCGUGACCAGCUAGAAACAGAACCAACUAGCCAUGUUGAUAUAUCUUUACAUUCAAAAAUUGAUGAUAGUGUUCUACAUGGGGAUUAUCAACCGCUCAGCGAUGCCGAAGAGAGAGCUUUUGCAACAGUUUCAGAAUACAGCCAGGAAACCGCUUCGGAAUCUGAGGCCGAAAGCACAUUGUCUGCUCUUGACGAGAUUUCAAGUCUAACGGACGAUGCGGAGCAUCUAUCGCUGACACCUACCCAGGCACAAAGGCAAUACCGCCAUCGCCGUAAGCAUACUAAAGGCGGCCUCGUUGGCGCCGUGGAAUUGAAACCUUACCGACAUCAAGUGGGUGGCCAUACCACUGUAUUUCGAUUUUCACGACGGGCGGUCUGCAAGCAACUCAACAAUCGUGAGAACGAGUUCUAUGAGCGUAUAGAGAGGCGGCAUCCCGAAAUGCUUGUUUUUCUACCGAGGUAUAUUGGGGUGUUAAAUGUCACAUUUUCCAAGAAGCCUAAACAUUCAAAGAAACGCAGCAAUGAAGCUAUCAGCAAGGCCAAUGAGGCUGCUAUUGCAGAAGGACAACCCGCCGCACAUAGUUUCAAGAAGGAGACCGUCAGCGGUCCUCCUAAAGCCGCAGACCAGCCAAGAAUAUUCAGCCAGCAACAAACCACUGGCGUAAUCCCCAAAGUUACAAUUGAGAACAACAGACAUAUCAUUCCGUCUGACCUUUUCCUGUCCUCUCCGCCACGAAAUGGAGGUGAAGCAAAGCAGUUAGAAUAUUUGCCCUCUGAUGAAUUGUCAAAAUCAGCAGACGACACGCCAAAAAAUUCCUUUGCAGAAGAUGUUGAUCAACGAAUGGUCCCACAAAUUGGAAAACCUAAGAUUUGGGGUGCAACAACUGUAAACAGGAAGCUUAAAGAGCAGGUUCUUCGAGAAGUUUUCAGUCCGCCGCCAAUUCAUCAUCAUCGCCGAUCAGUGCGAAAUCACCCUGGUUUACCUCGACAUCGUUCAGACACUGGCCAAAUGAAUGGUGAUGGCGCAGAGGACCAUGUAUCCAGUGGAACUACAAGUGGCCGAAAAUCGCCUUCGAGGAGCCUCGCGAUCGAUAUUGCAAAAGGUGCGGCUCAAGAUGGGUCUAUUCUCCCUUCUUCCGUCUCAAGUGCAAUAGAAAGGCACUCAAAUCCGUUGGACAAGUUAAGACGGCCAGAAACCCCGCCUCGAGCGAGCUCUCUUAGCAGUGAUAGACGCGUCAGGCGACGGCAUUCAGGAAGUGGCCUGCAUAGACGAAGAAGUAUUACUAGCGGUGAGGGCGACCUCAUUUUUUUCGAAGAUGAUGGCUAUGGAGGCAACCACGAGGAUGCAAUCUUUGCCAUGGAAGGCGAUACGUCUGAGCCUUCUCCAGCUGCACCAGUUCGACUUCGUACCCCUUCAAGUACAUUCCGAUCUCCCAACCCAGCCUCUGUGAAACUCGGUUCUCCGCUUCAGAUCGCAACUCGUCCGCCUGAUGAGCCCGAGCCCAUCCACGUACCGACCAAUCCCAAAGAGGCACAAACGAAACAGGAUGAUCGUGUUCAGUUUUUUAUCCUUUUGGAAGACUUGACAGCUGGUAUGAACAAACCAUGCGUUCUUGACUUGAAGAUGGGUACAAGACAGUACGGACUGUAUGCGGAUGAGAAGAAGAAGAAAUCUCAGCGACGAAAAUGUAAAACAACGACAUCACAGCAGUUGGGAGUACGACUGUGCGGUAUGCAAACCUGGAACGUUAAGAAGCAAGAGUACUUGUUUGAAGACAAGUAUUAUGGCCGAGACUUGUCUUCGGGCCGCGAGUUUCAAGAUGCUUUGACGCGAUUCCUCUAUGAUGGAGUCAGUUAUAGAAGCGUUGUCAGAAAGAUUCCAAGCAUUUUGCAGCAGCUCAGCACACUUGAAAACAUGAUACGAAACCUACCUAGCUACCGUUUCUACGCCAGCAGUCUUUUGAUUCUUUAUGAUGGUGAUGCAGCUGGCAAAGGACAGAAUGGCGGUGGGUCUAAGGACUCUCAGUUGAAUGAGAAGCCACCUCGAAUGACUCGACGUGGGUCUGAGGACUGGCACAAUGAUCAAGACGUGAAAUUGAAGAUUGUGGAUUUCGCCAAUUGCGUUACAGGAGAAGAUGAGCUUCCUUCUGAUGUACCUUGCCCUCCUCAUCAUCCUGGUGAUGUAGACCGCGGUUACCUCCGAGGUCUCCGCACGCUACGAAUGUACUUUCAGCGAAUAUUGAAAGAGGUAGGGCAAGAGGACAUUGUCGAGCGCGGCGAAGGCGAAGAUCUUGCUCCGGGACACCGAAUCACCAGUCGAGAGAAUCCGGCAGAUGGAUUUUGGGUUGAAGCCGUCGUCGAGAGCGACCCAGGCGAAGUUAGCUUUUAA